Molecule: messenger RNA, 369 nt
Organism: Clonostachys rhizophaga
Lineage: Eukaryota; Fungi; Ascomycota; Sordariomycetes; Hypocreales; Bionectriaceae
Source: the annotation of a GenBank genome assembly
AUGGUCUCUCUCGCCCCCUACGUUCUCAAGAGGCCCUGGCUCUCACGGAUCCUCAAGCCCAUCGCCUCGUGGUAUGUGGGCGCCUCGGGCUACCGCAAGCUCGGUCUGAGAUACGAUGACUUGAUGGAGGAGGAGCGUGAAUCCGUCCAGAUCGCCCUGAAGCGUCUCUCCUCAAAGGAGAGCUACGACCGCAUCUACCGUAUCCGCCGUGCCGUCCAGUGCUCCUACCAGCACAAGCUGCUCCCCAAGUCUGAGUGGACCAAGCCCGAGGAGGACGUCUCCUACCUGCAACACAUCAUCGACCAGGUCGAGGCUGAGAUCGCCGAGAAGGACGCUCUUGACACCGCCUCCGUCAUCAAGAAGCACUAA